AUGUUUACUGCAAAGAUAGAUAACAAGAAACAUAAAUUAAUAUGGUCGAAAUCAAUAACAUCACUAAGUUUAAUAUCAGAAGCAAUUACUUUUCAUAUUACUCAUGAUAAAUUAUCAUUAUCUGCUUUAAAUUCAUCAAAGACAAGUCAUGGUGAAAUCAUUUUCAAAAAAUCAUUCUUUUCUGAAUAUUCAAUCAAUUUUAAUAAUAUAAUAUCAGAAGGUUUCCAUAAUGAUUCUUAUUCAUUUAUAAUUAAUUCAAAACAUUUAGCUACUUUGUUCAAAAAUCUCGAAUCACAUUUAGAUUAUAUUAUAUUGAAAUGUAAUUGGUCAGUUACUGUCCCUUCAAAUCAUAAAUAUAAACUCUUUAUAGAAAUCAAGACUAAAAAACAAAUUAUUAAAAAAUUUCAAACUAGUUACAUACCUGUUCUCAAAUCAGAUAUUAAAAUUUCAAAAACUUAUAAAAAUGAAUUAGAAAAACAAACUAAUGAUUUAUUAGAUCCAAAUAGGAUAAAUCACAUCAUGAUUGAUCAAAUUAUCCCAAAACAAUUUUUAGAAAUGGUUCCUACAUCAGCUGAAGAUUUUAAAAUUGAGAUUAAAAAUGAUAAAAUUUCAUUUGGAGGAUAUACUAAACAAAUUAUAAAAGAUCGAGAUUAUUUAAAACUACCAAUGGCCGUGACUGUUACUCUUGCACUUGAAGAAUUAACAGACUCAAAUCUAACAUCAGAAUCAAGUGAAUCUACAUUUCAUAAAUUGAUUAAUUUUGGAAUGAAAGAGUUCAAGAAUUUUUUAGGACUCAUAAACUUUAUUAAUUCUGGUAAUCAUUAUUCGGAACAAUUUGAUGAGGAAUAUAUUUCAAUUGGGAAUACGAAUGAUUAUUUUCAUAUAUAUUUUAGAAAUAGUGGAGAUCCUAUACUUUUCGAACCACAAAAUAAUCCAAAUUUAGAAAUUCAGUAUAUUCAAAUCACAUCAGAAGAUAAAAGUAUAACAGGUGGUGAAGAAGUAAAAUUAGAUACAUUAAAGAGAAGCUUGUCAAUGUCUGCACCAGUAAUACAACAAAUUCAAAAAGAGAAAGAAAAAGACGAAACACAAGAAGAAAAAGAAGAUGUACAAUUUCCAAGUCAUUCAUUAUCUAGAAGCACGUUUGGUAGAUUGACUAAAAAUUCAAAUAUAUUAAAUAGAGAUCAAAUGAAAAGUUCUGAAAAAUUGGAAAAUAUUUUGGAAAGUUUUGAUAAUGGAAUUACUUAUGAACAAGAUAUACAAAUACAAGAACCAGAAUCUAAAGGUAAUGCAGACACUGAUUAUAGAGAUACAGAUGAUGAAAUUCCACAUAUAAAGAGAAAAUUAAUUGAUGAUGAUGGGUUAGGUCCUACUCAAAUUGAUAAUAAAGCAAAAUCAAUAUUUUGA
Insectozyma verbasci is the source of this 1404-nucleotide messenger RNA. Lineage: Eukaryota; Fungi; Ascomycota; Pichiomycetes; Serinales; Debaryomycetaceae. The record is from the annotation of a GenBank genome assembly.